AUGUUUGACAAUUACGUGGCCCCACAAGCCAACAGUACUGACGCUAAGAUUGAACGGCGCAGUCAGGCCAUAUUAUUUGCAAGGCCGGAGGCUAUGGGCACACGAGCUGCCCAGCGGGACAAGAACUGGCUCCGCAGCGUUGGGGGUCAGUGUCAUGUGGGUGGAGGACCUCGCAUUUGUACUCGCGUCGCCAGCAACUGCCAAGACGGCGAUGGUAUUUUCCUUUGCAACGACAACAAUCAUGCCAUCGCGCCCAGUUGCGGCUAUCUAGGUGUCUAUGUCGAUCACAUCACCAACGCGUGCGCAUGGGAAGUCAAGAGCCCUCCUUGCGUCAGACAGCCUUGCGGCCCCGAAUGGACCCAGUACUUAGUCCGGGGACAACAGUUCGAUUCCGAUGGCUACAACGUCAUUGUCGCCAAGGCCCCUUGCUAG
Molecule: messenger RNA, 432 nt
Organism: Fusarium verticillioides 7600
Lineage: Eukaryota; Fungi; Ascomycota; Sordariomycetes; Hypocreales; Nectriaceae
Exons: 2
Coding region: 1-432 (143 amino acids)
Source: RefSeq, a predicted model, not a curated record